CAAGACCGAAGAGCUGAUGGAAAGUCAGAUGGACAAGGUGAAGCUCCAGAGUAUGCUGGAGAUGCAGCGCAAGGAGAAGGAGAUGCAGCGACGAGAGCAUGAAUUCCACUGAAGAUGGCGCAGCUGGAGACAGAGAGAUGUCAGUUGCAAAUGGAGGUGCAACGGGAACACCUGAACGCAGAAAGGGCGAGGCUGCGAUAUGAAGCGAUGGGAAGUCGCAGCAAAGGGCGAGGCUGCGGAAGAAGAGCCUGAGACCAUGGCACAAGAGCCUGAGACCAUGGCGCAAGAGCCUGAGGCUAUCGUGCCAGAAGAUGAUGCACUGCAUGGUGCAAGGGUUCAGCACAUCCCUUCAGCACUCAUGCGGUGCCGUGGUGGCCGAUGGAGAGAUGCUGUGGUGGCUGAGCACGGUGUACAUGCUCCUCUACAACAGCAUGGCAGGCCACACCACAUCUCAUCCCACGCGGCCGUCAGAGAGGGCCGAGUGCUCAGUAGCGAGUUGGAACGCAAAGAGACGGCCGAGUCCCAGGCAGCCAUGUUGAGGGCGCAGAAGGAGUGGAAGAAAGGCACCAAGAAGUUCACGGAUCAAAAGAAGCAACAAGGCUCGAAUUUUCAACUCCGCCCCGACCAGUGGGAGGAGAUCAGGAAGAUCUUCACUCAGUGCUGGCCCUUCCCAUCGGAUGCCACCACCAACAAAACUCUCCUACUGAUGUCUUGGUGGUUCCGGACGGCAUCACGCCCAGGACGAUGGUGGCCAAGGUGUGGCGCCAUCCUGGAGUGA
Molecule: messenger RNA, 778 nt
Organism: Cladocopium goreaui
Lineage: Eukaryota; Dinophyceae; Suessiales; Symbiodiniaceae
Source: the annotation of a GenBank genome assembly